ACAAGCCAAGAAACAAUUCAAACUUUCUUUCCCAGGCAGGCAGUUACAGCAAGAAAGUAAAAUGAUCCCAUAACAAAAUCCUAGCUGAAGGUCUGCUACCCUUCGGCAAUAUAUCAAUAAAACAGGAUUUAAUACAAUUCUUGAAAAAUUGGACUGAACAUAUGACCAUUAAACAGAAAAGACCAUUCUUCUAAAUCAAAGAAAAGCUAAAUAAGACAAAGAAACUGAAUGUUUACCGAGAUAUUUAGUGUGACAGUCAAUCCUUUCCCUAUUCUGUGGAUUUUUCUUUCAUAUUUUGGAUUGCUGAAAUCUUGUUGGAUAUAAGGACACUGGGAGAGUCAGCGACACCACUUAGCUAAAGGAAUACAGAUUUUUUCCCCCCAAUGUCUGCCCAUUUUGACACACAGACACCACUGAAACAUUCCUUUUUUUACUUUAAGACUGUAAUAACUCACAGUGAACCUUGUUGAAGUUCCUAAAACUACCCCAGCACUUUUAUUUUUACUUCUCUCCUCCAACAUUGGUGAGGAUCUUCACACGCAUGUGGAAUGCUGAUUCAGCAGGACAUUAAAUCAAGCAAAGAGAUGUAAAGUGUGCACUUUUAUUAUUAAUUUCCACCCGACUUCCAUCUCUGCAAUGAUGAGAUCGACCAGCAAGAUGAUUCAUUAGUGCUCCUGUGGCACUGCUUGAUGCUGCACUGAAGCCACAGGAUUGGUGAGAUGGAUUAUGGAUGUGUGGUGACAGGUUUUGGUGGGCUAUAAGGGGGGUGGAUGUGCAUGCCUGCUAUAAUUUGUUUGCUCCAUCCCUCUGGGGAUGUUUUUUUCCUAUGAUAGUCGGGAUCAGAUACAGCUGCACAAUCCGUUUAAUGAUCAACAAAUUCUCCCUCCCCUUCUUGGCUAGGAGUAUAAAUUGAAGGUCGCCCGGCUUUGCAUUCUGUUGCGCACACUACUGGGAGAGAGGAAAAGCAAAAGAAGCAAGGGAGAGAACUCGAGUAGAGAUAGUAGAUCAGAUAGUGCCAGAUAGUCAAAAUGAAGCUUGUCUGCUUGUUCUUCCUGGGGAGCAUGUGCACCAUUAAUGCGGCCCGUCGUGUACAAACAGCCACAGAGCCACCAUUUCUACACAAUCCACAACCGACCGAAGCAAAGUCGAGCUUUGCUAUGUUGGACGACGUGCGGCUGCUGGCUAACGGUCUCCUCCAACUGGGGCAAAGCUUGCGAGAGUUUGUGCACAAGACCAAGGCGCAAAUCAACGACAUCUUUCAAAAGCUGAACAUCUUCGACCGCUCUUUCUACCAGCUCUCCGUCGUGACCAGUGAAAUCAAAGAGGAGGAAGAAGAACUAAAAAAAACAACCUCGUUCCUCAAGGCCAACAACGAGGAAAUCAGGAACAUGUCGCUGGAGAUCAACUCCAAGGUCAACAACAUUCUGCAUGAGCGUGUGCAGCUUCAGAGCCAAGUCGGGAAUCUGGAGGAAAAGCUGCAAGGCCUGAGCCAAAGCGUAGUCCCUUUAGAACAGCUCCAAGAGAUCACUGCUCUGAAGGAUGUGAUCGAUACUCAAGAGAAAACCAUCAAAGACCUACUGAAUUCUGUAAAAGAACAGCAUGAACAGCUUAACUCACAACAAAACAAAAUCAAAAGCCUGGAGGAGAAGAUUAAUUACGACUUGCUACAAGACACCACUGAAAAAAUUGCAGAUUCCUUUCAAGAGGUUCCAAACCUUCUCAAAUAUCUGACAAGUAACUCAACCAACACAAGUACUAACACAAAUGAUCUUCCCGCAGACUGUAGUGAAGUGUUCCGUACAGGCCAGAGAAAGAGUGGAGUUUACCCAAUCAAACCCAAUGAGUCCGAGCCAUUCGAUGUGUACUGCGAGAUCAGCUCGGAAAGAGCAGCCACGGUUAUUCAACAGCGAGUGGAUGGUGCAGUAGACUUUGAUCAGACCUGGGACAAAUAUGAGCUUGGUUUUGGAAAUCUGGAGAAUGAAUUUUGGCUUGGCUUGGCAAAGAUCUACUCCAUUGCCAGACAGGGAGAAUACAUUCUCAGCAUUGAGCUGGAGGACUGGAAGGAUGAGAGAAGAUUCAUUGAGUACAUGUUCACCCUGGAAGGUCCUGCAUCUCAAUACACUAUCCAUCUGACUCACCUGUCUGGGAACCUGCCUGAUGCCAUGAGCAACCACACUGGGAUGAUGUUCUCAACCAAAGAUAAGGACAACGACAAUCUUGAUGAGUUUAGCUGUGCUCGCAACUACUCAGGUGGUUGGUGGUUUAACGCAUGCGGUGGCACCAAUCUAAACGGCCGCUACACAUGGAUGCGGACGAGGAGCCGUACUCUGCGCAGAAAAGGGAUCUACUGGAGACCUGGCAAGGGAAGCUCUUAUACUAUUAAAUCCACAAAGAUCUCCAUUAGGCCUUCAUCCCAAUUCCAGUGAACCUGACUAAUUUAAGGCGACUCUAAACUAAUCAAAGUGAUCACAUAAGCAACAAUGACUUUGGCAGACACAAGCUACGUCUUUCUCCUAAACUUUGUCCAAAGGUGCUGGAGCAUGUCGUUCAAGCAUGGUGCAAUGUACAGAUAUUGCAUGUGCAGUUUUGCAACAGCUUUUUACUUUUUAAAUUAUUUAGAAAAUUGCUUGUGGAGAAUUCAAACAGAGCUGAAUAUACUUUAGGAAAAUGAACACAUUUUAUGCUUAUCAUGCUAAAUUUUGUAACCUAUCUUUGCAACUCUAUACAACACUCACAGAAUCAAACUAGUUUCACAAAGCAUCCAUGUUAAAUAAUUCACGUUCUUGUUUUUAUACUCCAUUUUAACUUAAUACCAUAUUUAACCCAUGUUUAUGUUUUGUGCUAGUCAAGAAACAUGGUGCUCUUUUUACGUUACUGAGUCAUAUUGACUCCUGGGUACACAAUGUACACAACUGUACAGUAAAUGUUUGUUUACAGAUUUGUCCUGAAAAACAGUAAGGUGCACAAUUUUCAUAACGAAAUAAAUGAAUCCACACCAAAGAAUUUUGUCUUCAAGUGUUGAAACUGAAGCUGUUUAAGGACUAAUCACAGAAACUAACUUCAUGAAAGUUCCAAAGCAGUAAAUGUGUAAUAAUAAAUGGAUGUAAAGGUGGACAUAAAGUGUAAUGUUUUGCUCUUUAUGGAACACAGAAGUUUUAACAUUGCCAAAUUUUUUUUGAAAAAAAAAAAAGAAAGAAAGAAAAAGAAACACUUUGGGAUUUGCUGUAAAUUUAAAAUAAUCAACCUCUGGGUGGUAACUAUCUCUGUCAGGCUGCAUUCCAGCACCCCAGCAGUGAUUUUCUUACAGCAGGAAAUAUUUUAUUCCAUACAAAAGAAAAAAAUAUAUCAAGUGGUUAAGGCUUUGGGUUGUUGAUCAGAGGAUCAGAGUUCAUGCCCCAGUACUGCCAAGCUGCCACUGCUGGGCCCUUGAGCAAGGCCCUUUACUCUCAUUGCUCCAGUGGUGCUGUAUCAUGACUGACCCUGCGCUCUGACCCCAACCUCCAAAGUUGGGAU
Molecule: messenger RNA, 3513 nt
Organism: Tachysurus vachellii
Lineage: Eukaryota; Metazoa; Chordata; Actinopteri; Siluriformes; Bagridae
Gene: angptl3
Product: angiopoietin-like 3
Exons: 7
Coding region: 1029-2426 (465 amino acids)
Biological process (GO): cholesterol homeostasis; triglyceride homeostasis; phospholipid homeostasis
Source: RefSeq, a predicted model, not a curated record